GUGCGUGAAUACUGGUACGUGCAUCCAGGAGCGUGGAUCCUUGCGCGCAUCCCGUGCGUGCAUCCAGGAGCGUGCAUCGCGCCCCGUGCAUCCAGGAGCGUGCAUCUCUGCGUGCAUCCCGGGGCGUGUAUCCCGUGCGUGCAUCUCUGCGUGCAUCUCUGCGUGCAUUCCGGCGCGCAUCCCGGAGCUGGCGGGGCGCCCUCCGCGGGGCCGCUGGCGCCGGGUUCUUACGGACUCUCCCGGAGAGUCUGUUUCUAGGUCUUCCCCUUAUGUGGCUGAACAAAUCGGACCACCCACGGAGCUGCAGGGCAGCUGAGCACCUUGUUCUUGAAGUUAGCUGCACCUGUUUCUAACUAACACCUCCCGUCCGUCAUCUUCUGGGGGGACCCAUACCCGAAUUUGAAGUUUUCCACAGACUUCCAGGAACCAUCGAAUGAACAAAGACGCAGACGUUGCUCUGGCAUCAAUCUGCUCUAUUUGAGAGACAAAGGAGCAAAGAGAGGCACCGCCUAUACCCCCGAGAAGUCCUGUGGACUUAUUCAGCGUUCGGAUCUCUGCACACAGCAUGGAGGACGGUUAUCGAAACAGUCCAAACCUCUACCGGGGGGCGAGGGAUAUAGCGUGGGAAGCAUCCAGACAGUCCCGGAACCAAGGGGUGGAUGACUACGGAUAUGAGGGAAACUAUGGGGGCCAGGCCCCCAGCGAUGGCUAUUACCGUGGCGGGGAGUCCAACCCAGACGAGGAUGCGCAGAGUGAUGUUACGGAAGGCCACGAUGAGGACGAUGAGGUCUACGAGGGCGAGUACCAGGGCAUCCCUCACCCUGAUGAUGUCUCGGGCAAGCAGGCCAAGAUGGCACCCUCCAGGGCCGAUGGUUUUCACGGGCAGGCGGACAUGAUGGCGGAGAGGAUGGAGGACGAGGAGCAGUUGGCUCACCAGUACGAAACCAUCAUGGAGGAGUGUGGCCACGGGCGCUUCCAGUGGAUGCUCUUCUUCGUCCUGGGCUUGGCCUUAAUGGCAGACGGAGUGGAGGUGUUCGUGGUGAGCUUUGCCCUGCCCAGUGCAGAGAAGGACAUGUGUCUGUCGAGUGCCAAGAAAGGAAUGCUUGGGCUGAUCGUGUAUCUGGGGAUGAUGGCGGGGGCCUUCGUUCUGGGUGGCCUGGCUGACAAGCUGGGAAGAAAGCGCGUCCUCAGCACCUCGUUGGCCAUCAAUGCCUCGUUCGCCUCCCUCUCCUCCUUCGUGCAGGGUUACGGCGCCUUCGUCUUCUGCCGGCUCAUCUCAGGCAUAGGUAUUGGCGGUGCUCUGCCCAUCGUGUUUGCCUAUUUUUCUGAAUUCCUGUCCCGAGAGAAGCGAGGGGAGCACCUCAGUUGGUUAGGCAUCUUCUGGAUGACCGGGGGCAUCUAUGCGUCAGUCAUGGCCUGGACCAUUAUCCCGCACUAUGGCUGGGGUUUCAGCAUGGGCACCGCCUACCACUACCACAGCUGGAGGCUGUUUGUCAUCGUCUGCGCCCUGCCCUGCACCGUGUCCCUGGUGACCCUGAAGUUCAUGCCUGAGAGCCCACGGUUUCUGCUCGAGAUGGGCAAACACGACGAAGCCUGGAUGAUUCUCAAGCGUGUCCAUGACACCAAUAUGAGGGCCAAGGGCACCCCGGAGAAGGUCUUCACGGUUUCCAACAUCAAGACCCCCAAGCAGAUGGAUGAAUUCAUCGAGAUCCAGAGCGCCACGGGAACUUGGUACCAGCGCUGGCUGGUCAGGUUCACUACCACAUUCAAGCAGGUCCUGGACAAUGCGCUGUACUGUGUGCUGGGGCCCUUCCGGACAAACACGCUGAUGCUGGCUGUCGUCUGGUUCGCCAUGGCCUUGAGUUACUAUGGGCUGACGGUUUGGUUCCCUGACAUGAUCCGGUAUUUCCAAGAUGAAGAAUACAAGUCGAAGAUGAAGUUGUUUUUCGGGGAGCACGUCCAUGGUGCCACUAUCAACUUCACGAUGGAGAACCAGAUUCACCAGCACGGGAAAUUUGUGAAUGACAAAUUCAUAAGGAUGUACUUGAAACAUGUGCUGUUCGAGAACACUUUCUUUAACGAGUGCUUCUUUGAAGAUGUGACAUCUACUGAUACUUACUUCAGAAACUGCACCAUCGAGUCAUCGGUGUUUUAUAAUACAGACCUCUACGAGCAUAAAUUCAUCAACUGCCGCUUCGUCAACUCCACAUUCCUGAAGCAGAAGGAGGGGUGCCACAUGGCCUUGGAGGAGGACAACGACUUCCUCAUUUACCUCGUCAGCUUCCUGGGCAGUCUGUCUGUCCUGCCUGGGAACAUCAUUUCUGCUCUGCUCAUGGACAGAAUCGGGAGGCUCAAGAUGAUCGGGGGCUCCAUGCUCAUCUCGGCAGGCUGCUGCUUCUUCCUGUUCUUUGGCAACAGUGAGUCGGCGAUGAUUGGCUGGCAGUGCCUGUUCUGUGGCACCAGCAUUGCCGCCUGGAACGCGCUGGAUGUGAUCACGGUGGAGCUGUACCCCACCAACCAGAGGGCCACUGCCUUUGGCAUCCUCAAUGGAAUAUGCAAGUUUGGUGCCAUCCUGGGGAACACCAUCUUUGCUUCGUUUGUUGGGAUCACCAAGGUGAUCCCCAUCCUUCUGGCAGCUGCAUCCCUAGUGGGUGGCGGCCUCAUUGCACUUCGGCUACCAGAGACUCGAGAACAGGUCCUGAUGUGAGGGGAAGAAGAACCAUUUCCAGGAGCUUCCAAGGCACCCACGCUUCCUGUCCUUACCCCCGGACAGCUAAAACCAGUUGCUUUUGUGACCCCCUUAUUCAGGGCUGUCAGUGUGUCUGACUCAGGUGAUGGAUUUGGGGCUACUCAGGCCACCUUUGCACUCCCUGAUCUCUUGACGUCAGGUAACACAGCCCCAGGCUGUGUUUAAAGAAUCAAAAAAAAAAAAAAACCCCACCCCAAAAAACAAAACAAAACAAAACAAAAAAACCAAAAUAUCUUUGAGGUGAUAAAGUCUAAAUCUUUUUAGUGACAAGAGAAGUCAGAAUACCCAGGAAUCGACCUGAGAAAGACCACAGUUCCCAGGCACUAGGCAAGGAGGGUGUGUUUCUCCAUGUGUCCUGGCACCGCAGAGCCUGAUGUUACAAAACUCUCAACCUCCCCCAGAAAUUUCCUCGGAGGCGGUGAUCUGACCAACUCACCCGAGCACUUGCAGGAAAGGCUCCAUCUAAUUUUUGCACUUCAAAGCAUCGCCUCUCUCGUUUUUCCCCUGGAAAACUUGCAGAUUUGCCCUGUGGAUACUCUGAUCAUCAAAAUCGAAACCUUCCGGCAUUCUCCCGAGGGACCUAUUUCCCCACCAAAGUGUUCUCAGCUAUCCAGGGUGAUGCACUGGUUAGUUCAAUGAUGCUCUUCACGCCUAUUUUGGGUCACUCCAAGAAAAGGCAUUGCUACUCUGUAAACUAACUUUGUACAUAGCUGUGUUUGGGUGUAACGGGAAGAUCUCGCAACUUGGAACCUGCAAACAUUUCCCAUCGUUUGGAAGGAUGGGCUGGGUGAGGUCCAGGGAGAUUCGAUGUAUGGAUUGGAAUGCAAGCACAACUUCUUAAAGCCAUUUAACUUUCCGCCUGGGGGAUGAUACACUGGGUAAAUAGAACUGCAUAGUUCAUGUAACCUGGGUACACUCCUGCUCCUUCGUGAGGGUGGACAGAUGCACUCUGUCUGCUCACCUCACCCCUCAGCACUGGCUAUGGACUUUCUUGCUCGCUGAGAACCAACAAAGCCCUUCCAUUACCUGACCGCACGCGGGGUGAGUGAGCAAGGAGACUACAUUCUUCCCUGUAAAUCCUUUAUUCCUUUUAGCAGCCAAACCAGAGACCGAUUUGUUCUAGGGGUGAGGUCCCAGGGGCAAAUCUCUGAGCUCCAUGUCUCCGUGUCUCUCUGGCACUGAAGUGGUUGCAAUCGUCGUGGGCGUGAAAUCCACUUGAUUUCCAAGCUCUGACGUCCUCCGUCUCUUUCUGGCACUUUCCCCCAACCUCCGAAGCAAAGCAGGGUGAUUCCUCUUUCACCCAUCACUUGGACUGAGGGAUGCAUAAGGAUCGUGUCUUGGGCCUGUGAAGGACCGGCUGCCACUGGGCUGCCAUCAGGGCUGUCACUGCUCCUGAGAGGAAUCGCUUGUUUCAAAGCUGGCAUCUUGUUGGGAUGACACACUUGGGAGGUUAAGGACAUGUGAGUCUUCCCCACGACCAAGAGGGGGAAGGUCACAGUUUUCUACAGUGCCCGGCUUGGGGAACAUCUGCUUGUGAGAGUCUCAGCUGAACCGUGUCAUCUCUGGACGCUGGUUUUCAAUCUGUCAUUUAUUGGAAAUGAUUAGUGUGUGCGUGUGUUGGGGGGGGGAUCCUACAAGGGAUGUUGAUAGCCCAUUAGCCUAAGGUUGUGUAAUCAGUAAUCCCCCACUCCCAGGGCCCCUUGGCAACCUUGUAUUUGUUCAUUAAAAAGAAUAAUAAUAAUAAUAAAAAUAAAAAAACUGUCAACAAAC
Sorex araneus (European shrew) is the source of this 4519-nucleotide messenger RNA. It is a transcript of the gene SV2B, whose product is annotated as synaptic vesicle glycoprotein 2B. Gene Ontology annotation, biological process: transmembrane transport; chemical synaptic transmission. Bases 566 to 2707 code for a protein of 713 amino acids. Lineage: Eukaryota; Metazoa; Chordata; Mammalia; Eulipotyphla; Soricidae. The transcript is spliced from 13 exons. The record is from RefSeq and is a predicted model, not a curated record. Gene Ontology annotation, cellular component: membrane. Gene Ontology annotation, molecular function: transmembrane transporter activity.